AUGCCGCCACGCCAUGAGCUACGACGUAGUACGACUGGCCUACUUAAUCGGAUACGACGCAACGUGCGCAAAGUACUGUCCCUCCCCAGACGUAAUAAUAUCGAUAACAGUAAUAAUGCCGAUGGCGGUACCACCACGACCAACAGCAGUAAGAAAAAGGCGCGCGACUGGCGCACCUUAUCCCCAGAAUUCCCACCACUGCCGGCAUUGGACUCCUUACCACCAACAACGAUGACAACCACUACGAACGGCGACGUUAAUAGAAGCAAUAAUUCCUUAGGUGCGGGGCACUUGACAUCUUUGACAGACGAGCUUAGCACGGCUACCUUUGCUUUUUCACAUUACCGCCAAACACCUUCUGGCGCAGUUGACGGACGGCAUCUCUACACGAUACCCGAAGAAGGAGAAACAAUGGCGACGCAGAUACGUAAUUCGAACGAACAGUACCCGCCGCCAUCCAGUGUUCGAGUUUCAGACGCUUCCUCUUCUUCUUCACCAUCCUCCUCCUCAAUUUCAUCGAGCGCCUCGACUGUAUAUUACCGGCCUCCCACAGCUUGGUUUACUGAAACGCCCGACGCACCGCAUGACGACGCACUUAUCGGCGACGAAGUCCGAUGUCAACUCAAGCUUGCCCGUAUCGUUAGUGCUGCUUCUAAACAACAAAGACUCGAGCAGAAUGCGCGAACGGAAAUCUUAUUCGAUGAUCAUGAUAACGUACGCUCCAUACGAAUCAUCACGCGGCACGCAUAUGACAAUAACAAAAUCAGUGACGAAUAUUGGCGCUUUAGCGGGAACUCACAAUAUCUUCCUCCCGAGCUUUCAGGUGGAGUCUAUAAUCAAGGCUUAGCAGAUGUGUGGAUCAUGGGGGUCAUCCUGUACAGAAUGCUUGUUGGAAAACAUCCUUUUACUGCUCCCAAUGACCGCAAACUCUUUAGUAAGAUGCUGCAUGGAGAUUUCAGCAUUCCUCAUCAACUGUCGGAUGAUGCAAAAGACUUACUUCGACGCAUGUUAGCUCCGGGUAAUGCGCGUGCAUCGCUCGAUCUCGUAUUGUUUCAUCCCUGGCUCAAACCGUGCUCAUCCAUCAUGCUCGCCAAUAACGACCCUACUUCAUCCUCCUCUGUAAUAGCACCACAGCAAUUAUCAUCAGCAUCAGCAAUUUUAGCAACAGCAGAAGCAGAGGCGGCUAACCCUAGCUGUAGCAAUACCGGUGUCACUGCUACUGAUACUACUUUUCCUGCUAUACAACCGGCUGUUGAUCCAGCACCUAAUGUUACUACUACUGGAUCUAUAAAAUCUCGAGCCUCAACAUCACAUUCAAAAACGCAAGUCCACGUCAAACGGAAAAGCCGACGACGGCGGAUCAGCAAAUCUAUUAUGCGUAUAUUUUACUUUUUGGCAAAGGGGCCAUAUCCGCCCCCAAAACAGCCAUAUCGAGAGCUGGCUCUUCUCGGUCGAGUACAUCCUACACCACCAACAUCAACAACUGUAUAA
Molecule: messenger RNA, 1491 nt
Organism: Zychaea mexicana
Lineage: Eukaryota; Fungi; Mucoromycota; Mucoromycetes; Mucorales; Lichtheimiaceae
Exons: 4
Coding region: 1-1491 (496 amino acids)
Biological process (GO): intracellular signal transduction; protein phosphorylation
Cellular component (GO): cytoplasm
Molecular function (GO): protein serine/threonine kinase activity; ATP binding
Source: RefSeq, a predicted model, not a curated record